Messenger RNA from Ustilaginoidea virens, 576 nucleotides. RefSeq lists its product as uncharacterized. NCBI's taxonomy places the organism in Eukaryota, Fungi, Ascomycota, Sordariomycetes, Hypocreales, Clavicipitaceae. The transcript has 5 exons. The record is from RefSeq and is a predicted model, not a curated record. Bases 1 to 576 code for a protein of 191 amino acids.
AUGGGUCGAUUUGUUCCUCACGACAGCAAGAUUUCGCACUCAAGGGACAAUACUGGAUUGAGACAUUGCCUACUUUCUAACUUAUUGGCCGAUGACCUCGACGCGAGCUUCUUUGAAAGUCAUCUUCCUCUCUCCUCUGUUACGAAUGCUUCCCUAGAUAAGUUUGCCCUCGCUCACAAGCAAGAUGACUUUAUCAACUCCGUCUCAGCUCGAGUUUGCUGCCUCGACGACAUUAGUAUCCAAUACAAGACGCUUCACCGCCAACAAAGGCGCCUUGCCUUGUGUUUCAUCCAGCGCAAUGCCAAAUAUCUACAUGCCGUCUCCCACGCCCGCUGUGCUACCAGCCUUGUGCCCCAUAUCUCUCUAGCCAAAGUCUGCAUCGGCCCCAAGCUGUGCGAAACUGUAUCGCGCGCAGGGUCGCAGCCGAGCAUGAUGGAAAACUUGUUCGGCAAACAAGCCACCUGUGCGUUGUGCUACAAAUCACAAUCUCUGUUUGCGGAAACGAACAGGACUUUGGUUGAAACGAUGAACCGAUAUCGAGAGCUCAAGAGUUUGAAGAUGAAAACAGCCAAAUGA